GAACACGCAAACGUCAAACAAAAAUUGACAAAUGGUGACAGUGACAGUAGGUAAAAAUGGCUAGUGUCGGGUUUAGGUGGUUGGAUAUCUUAGAAAAAGAAUUCGAUAAGGCUUUCGUAGACUUAGACUUGGCAAUAGGUGAACUCGAUUCAGAAGAGCCUGAUGUUGUCUUCAACGUCCGCCAAAAACUGUGCAGCCUUAGCUCAUGUUUUGCACAACUGACACACAAGGCACAGACCAUUUUUCAAAACAGCGCCAAGAUAGAGGCCGAACUAAUCCACAUGAGGGCCGAAUUGGUGGAAUCGAAAGCUAAGAGGGAAGUUUUAGAGCAAGAACUGCACAAUUUGUUGCUCCAGUUGCACUCGUCGCAGCUUUCGCAACUGCCCGACAGUCUCGGUAAUCGCAAACAAGACCCAAACUUCAAACCCGACGUAAAUAACAUCAAGAAAAAACUAGAAGCCGAGCUCCGACAGAGUCCCAUACGUAACAUUAGGCUAAACAAAGAAUCGGACGAACUCAAAUUCAGCCCUUCGCUGAUGGAAACGGCACAAUGUCGGGCAGAGAACGAACAACUCCAGGUGGAAAACGCGGCGUUAAGAAAAUCCAUCCUGGCAUUGAACAGCGAGGUUUACGGCGCAAAGCUCGCCGCGAAAUAUUUAGACAAGGAAUUAGCGGGGAGAAUACAGCAAUUACAACUCUUAGGGAGAGAAAUGCGAGGAGAUGUUCGUGAUAAAUUGUGGCGUCAACUGGAAUCUGAAAUUCUACUUCAGAGACACAAAACGGUAGUGCGAGCGUGUAGGAGAAAUAGCAUUUUGAAUAAUUCCGAAAAGACCUGCCCCAAGCCCGACAUCGAUCCGAUCAACGAACGCACGGAGCAUUUCGGGGAUAUAAGGACCGUAGUGGUGAAGCGGAGCCCCAGCCAGGGACUGGGAAUUAGUAUAACGGGCGGGAGAGAGCACGGGGUGCCGAUUUUGAUCUCGGAGCUGGAGCCCAACGGGCCCGCGGCCUUAUCAGAGCAGCUCUACAUAGGAGACGCGAUCUUAUCAGUGAACGACCGCGACUUGCGACAAGCCUGCCACCGAGAGGCUGUAGAUAUCCUCCAGCAACAAUCGGGCGACUGCACGUUACAAGUGCAAUAUAUCGCCGCGGAUGACAGCGACACUUCGCUCGAAGAGGACGGUUACAAUUUCCGGUUUUUCGACGGAGAAGUGUGCGACCCGAACAAUCACUCUAGUUUAAACCCUUCAAACUCUCUAGACAUGUUAAAUACCCCCACAGCACCUAGAACUCCCGAAUCAAGUUCGGCGGCAAGCCGGAUAGUUUCAAGAGAUAGCAUCCCCAACAGCCCCACAAUCCCCAAAGUGCAAAAACUGAUAGUUUUGGAAGAAACCGAAGACUUCGACGCCAACAUCUUCAACUACAACCUCAACACCAACGGCAACCUGGAGACCUACAAACCCACCACAACCAAAGACAUCAAAAUCGCCGACGACCUGAACUGCAACACCACUCCAAGCACCGACACGGUCGAAACCACGGACUUGGUCCUCAUCGACAACGCCACGAACAACGUCAUCAAGCUCGAAGACUUCAAAAAAGUCGACAUAAUCGACGACGAGAACUUUAACUGUUCAACGAACUCCCUCAACUCGGAGAACUUCUCCUCGCCGAUGCAGACAAGCGCGGAUGUUUUUCUCGAUUCGGAGUUGUUAUCGACUGACGUAGCUUCAAACGACUCGCAAUCGCCCAAAAACAUCCAAGCGGAGCUGAGUGCCACAAAGCCCACUUUCACGUACCAGGAACCGCAGUUCUGUUCCAAACCCCAGAUUUACACCUCGAACGAGUCGCUGUCGAACCCCAAGAGCGACCAAAGCCUCCUCAACUCGGCUGAGAGCUGCGGCAGCUCGCCGGUGCACAAAAGCAGCAAUCGGGACUACAAGAAGGUGCAGAGGAAGCACAAGAAGAAGUACUUUGGGGUGAAGACGCUACAGAGCAUUUUUAAUAAACACGACGGCUAUUCGGACAUUUCGAGCACGGCGUCGGAGCUCGGGGACGAAAUAAUUGAACCAAAAGACAAUAAAACCGAAAUGAAGGAGAAGGAACCGAGCUACAAGUGUGGCAAGGUUUACACUGAGACUAGCCCGCAGUUCGAGGAGAACAUUCACAACAUUUUGACGGACAUUUUCGUGAAAAACUUUAGUACCGAAAGCAACGUCGCGAGCAUUUCUCUGAGUAAACCGAUCGGGACGAAGAAAUAUUUCAGCUUGCACGGCCAGAAUUUGCGCGUGGGCAAAGCGCUGAGGCUUUGCCCCAACGAGGAUUAUUCCGAACAAGUGGAGAACGAGCAGAGGAAGGAGAAACUUUUAGCGAGAUAUGUCUACAAUGCGAAUUCAAUAAACGCGGACGGUGUAGGGGACCCUGACUUUGGAACGCCUGUUUAGACUAGUUUAGAAGAGGUAGAUGGUACGAUUUCUAAAUAUUCAUAUUCUAAUACGAGACUUCUUCACCUAGUUGUAACAAUUCACCAGGAUUUUUUUGACGAAUCAAAAUUUUUUUCGGGACUUGUUGAGUACAAAAUACGCAUCACGCUGACCGUUUUUAGUAUGUGUACGAAUUUUAGAACGCGGGCUUUUUCGAAUUGUUGAUGAUGAAAUGCCUUCAGUGUAAUACAAACCGAACAUUUGCUUUUGUGUCUGCUUCAUUUUCCGAAUAGUAGAUAGUCAUCUAAGCUAAGCACUCUUGAAAUUGCAGGUUGAUUAAACGAGUAAGUUGCUUUUGUUACUUGUGUACAUUGCUCAAAAUGGUAUUAAUGACCCCUUGAAGUUUUUUUAUUCUCGUUUGUGUUGUUGAUGUUUUGUGAAUACACAUUUUUUGUAUAAUUGAUCAGCACUUUGGUUGGGAUAAUAACAACGGGGAAAAUUCGAAUCGAGUUGCUUAUUUAUUUUAUUAUGGAUAAGUCUACUUUCUACAUAAGUAAGUCGUGUAAGAGUUAAUUAUGUAGGUAGUACAAGAAAUUUAUAUUGUAAGUUUAGCUAUUGUACGACGUUUUAAUUAUGACUGUAAAACUGUUAUCGUUAUUAAACAUAUCUGUCAUAAAUAAAAAGUUUAUGCUGCAGUA
Tribolium castaneum (red flour beetle) is the source of this 3118-nucleotide messenger RNA. RefSeq lists its product as uncharacterized. Gene Ontology annotation, cellular component: Golgi apparatus; membrane; trans-Golgi network transport vesicle. The transcript is spliced from 8 exons. Gene Ontology annotation, biological process: negative regulation of protein localization to cell surface. Gene Ontology annotation, molecular function: transmembrane transporter binding. NCBI's taxonomy places the organism in Eukaryota, Metazoa, Arthropoda, Insecta, Coleoptera, Tenebrionidae. The coding region runs from base 57 to 2441 and encodes 794 amino acids. The record is from RefSeq and is a predicted model, not a curated record.